This is a messenger RNA of Menidia menidia (Atlantic silverside), 1434 nucleotides long. NCBI's taxonomy places the organism in Eukaryota, Metazoa, Chordata, Actinopteri, Atheriniformes, Atherinopsidae. The record is from the annotation of a GenBank genome assembly.
AUGGGAGGCGUUGCGGUGGACGUGGGCGCGGGUGGUGUGAAGGCUCCAGAUGGAGGAUGGGGCUGGGCCGUGCUGGCGGGCUGUUUUCUCAUCACUGGCUUCUCCUACGCCUUCCCCAAAGCUGUCAGCGUGUUUUUCAAAGAGCUGAUCAGGGAGUUUGGUGUUGGAUACAGCGACACUGCCUGGAUUUCCUCCAUCCUGCUGGCCAUGCUCUACGGCUCAGGUCCUCUGUGCAGCGUGCUGGUGAACCGCUUCGGCUGCCGGCCUGUGAUGAUGGUGGGAGGCCUGUUUGCCUCUUUGGGGAUGAUCCUAGCCUCCUUCUCCACCAGCAUCAUCCACAUCUACCUUACAGCUGGAGUCAUCACGGCCCUGAAUUUCCAGCCAUCUCUGAUCAUGCUGAAUCGAUACUUCAGUGAGAAGCGUCCUCUGGCUAACGGCCUGUCAGCGGCUGGGAGCCCCGUGGCUCUGUGCUGCCUGUCUCCUCUGGGCCAGGUCCUUCAGUACCAGUAUGGCUGGAGGGGUGGCUUCCUCAUCUUAGGGGGGAUUCUGCUGAACUGCUGUGUAUGCGCAGCCCUAAUGAGGCCUUUGGUUCCUGCAAAGAGCCUCAAGUCCCACGAUUUGGGACAGGCUGACAACGAGGAGUCAGAUGGGGAACAAGAGCAGAAGAGAACGGUCAAACCCAAGCUGCUGGAUUUCUCUGUGUUCAAAGACUGUGGCUUUGUGAUCUACACUGUGGCAGCCUCCAUCAUGGUGCUGGGGCUGUUUGUGCCCCCAGUCUUUGUUGUGAGCUAUGCUAAGGAGCUUGGGAACGAGGACACCAAGUCCGCCCUGCUGCUGACCAUCCUGGGUUUCAUAGACAUCUUUGCACGGCCUACUUGUGGGGUGAUUGCCGGCCUGAAGUGGGUGCGGCCUCGCUGCAUCUACCUCUUCAGCUUCGCCAUGAUUUUCAAUGGAACAACCGACCUGAUUGGCUCUCAGGCCAAUGACUACACAUCGCUGGUGGUCUUCUGCAUCUUCUUUGGCAUCUCCUAUGGGAUGGUGGGCGCGCUGCAGUUUGAGGUGUUAAUGGCAAUCGUUGGGACCGAGAAGUUCUCCAGUGCCAUUGGCCUUGUCCUGCUCAUGGAGGCUAUUGCUGUUCUGGUGGGACCACCCGGUGCAGCUCCGACCAAUCAGGACACACUCCCGUGCAUUCAUGCGAGCGCGUCCGUGCGUGCGUGCGUGCGUGCGUGCGUGGGUGUUGUGCUGUGGCCGCAGGAGCCCACCCAGUCCCGGGGAGGAAAUGAGAGGGGAAGCACAGUCAUAAAAGUGGAGAGGACCGACGGACAGAGCCGCAUUCCUCUGUCCACACCAGCGCGCGCGCGCGCGCGCGUGCACACGGCGGAAUGUAAAUACACUAGCAAAACCUGCAAAGCUUUUGAAAGAGACCAGGAGUAA